GAAUUGGGCGUGAUUUUCUGCGACGAUGGCGUCGCUUCCGCUGUACGUCCGCGCAAGCGCUGCCGCCGGCGCGCUCGCGACCGCAGCCUUUGGUGGCUACAUCUACUCGCAUGUGGAGACGGUGCCCGAGACAGGCCGCCGGCGCCUCAUGCUCAUGACCCCACAGGCCGAGCGGCGCUUGGGCGAAAUGAGCUUUCGCGAGAUCCUUCGCGACAACAGGGAUGCGAUCGUGCCGCCAAGCGACCCGCGGGCCAAGAUGGUGCGCGCCGUGGGCGAGCGCAUCGCAGCUGCGUCCAAGCGACCCGACUUCAAGUGGGACUUUGUCGUGAUCGAGUCGCCCGAGCCCAAUGCGUUUUGUCUUCCCGGUGGCAAGAUUUGCGUGUACACGGGGCUCUUCAAGCUACUGCGCAACCAAGACAGCCUCGCGGCCGUGCUAAGCCAUGAAGUCGCGCACGCGCUCGCACGUCACAGCGCCGAGCAGCUCUCGGUGGGCAACCUCUUCUCUCUCUUUCUACUCUUUCUGUCUCCGGAAGCGAGCACGCUUGCAUCUUCGGCGUUCGCACUGGGGGUGAACCUGCCAAAGUCGCGUGCGCACGAGUCGGAAGCCGACGCGAUCGGGCUUGAGCUCAUGGCCAAAGCCUGCUACGAUCCGCGCGCGAGCCCGGCGAUUUUUGCCGAUUGGGCCAAAAUGGACGCGCCAAAGUCGCUCAAGUACUUUUCAACGCACCCGCCGAGCGCCGAGCGGGCCAAAGACCUUAUGAACCAGCUCGGCACGCCACUGCGUCACUUUGAUACGCAUUGCCACGACGUGCGCCGGCAUUUUCAACAGACAUAG
Saprolegnia diclina VS20 is the source of this 835-nucleotide messenger RNA. RefSeq lists its product as hypothetical. Gene Ontology annotation, molecular function: metalloendopeptidase activity. The transcript is spliced from 9 exons. Gene Ontology annotation, cellular component: membrane. The record is from RefSeq and is a predicted model, not a curated record. The coding region runs from base 26 to 835 and encodes 269 amino acids. NCBI's taxonomy places the organism in Eukaryota, Oomycota, Saprolegniomycetes, Saprolegniales, Saprolegniaceae.